Aplysia californica (California sea hare) is the source of this 1920-nucleotide messenger RNA. RefSeq lists its product as uncharacterized. The transcript is spliced from 4 exons. The record is from RefSeq and is a predicted model, not a curated record. NCBI's taxonomy places the organism in Eukaryota, Metazoa, Mollusca, Gastropoda, Aplysiida, Aplysiidae. The coding region runs from base 1329 to 1697 and encodes 122 amino acids.
UAGACAAUGCCGAAAGAACACACACCUCUAAGGCAUUUCAAUGAUACCGAAACACCUUCCAAUAAAAUUACACUAAAUUUUCGAACAGUAUUUGGUAAUUACCACACAUUUAUCGCACUGACUUAAUCUGUUGUAAACAGCGAGUUAGAAAAAACAACUAAUAUCGAUACCAGAACUCGAAUAACUUGGUUAAAGCCGUAUUCGAAUCGCUCUCUCUCUCCCCCACCUCAAGUAUAAGACAAUCGUGUCUCCCCACGCACACGGGCUAAGAAAAAAGUUAUAGAGCACUGGCUUUCUCACGGAAAUAGUUCCAUCUCCCAAACUAAUCAGGUUCUUUUAACUAAAAAGCCAGAAGGGUGCUAUACAAUAAGGAAAGGAUAUUUUUUUUGCUUUAGUAGAAAUUUCCAAGAAGCAGAAAAGAAAAAAGUCGAUAAAAAGCAUCACUGGAGAGUCUGUCUCAAAGUUAAGAAAAGGAAAUAUUAAAAUAAAAAAAUAGUUUAAAGAAGAAAAAGAAUAAGUAAUUAUACUAAAUGCUUUCAAAUAUUACUGCGGCCAACUCACUGUAUUGAUUGUUCUUCCAGUGCUCAGCAAUUCUCGAAAGCGGCUAUUAACUGAUAAUUCAACCCCUGUUGAAGAUAAACAAAGAAAAGCCAAUUCGUUUUUCAAUAACUCAGAGGAAGAAGGAAGUACAUGCAGUGCAACUUUAUAUUGUUAUCAAUACACAUUUUGCGAUCCGAAAGCUCACACAAGGAUUUUGUGUUAUGUUCUGUUGAAGCCGUCACUCGCAACGUUUCCCUGGACUUACAGCCGGAGAUACGCAGAGAGUGCUGUUAGUUCAUCGGUCACUGUCUAUUCCUUCCGUGUAGUAGAAGAGCCAAAAGUUGAAACAAUUCUUCUGGAAAGUAAAGUAAGAGAUAAUUGGAUUCAGAUCUGUUUAAAAACUGUGGUAAGUUCCAUAAGAAACAUUUGGACUAGCUUUAUUUUCACUGCCACUUUCAUAUUGGCAAGGAGGAUUUUUUCAAACUCUGUGAGCAGACCAGUGUCAAAUUACUUCACUCUUGAGUACGCCGAUCGUUGUGGUUUCUAUGUAGAUUCUGUCCUAUUUCUGAAGAAUCUGGAGAUGUUUUUUUCUCACUGUGCUUGCUCCUAGUGGAGGUCGAAGAUGAAAACUGGAGCUUGGCUGUACAAAUCCAUCAGAUCCAAGAAAAAAGAGGAAACGUUAGGGGCCCACUCGCUGUCCGGGAGAGUCUGAGGAAAGACAAGGGCACGAGAAUCUUUUCUUCCUUCUCUGAUUUCUUUCCCAGUUCAGGAUACGCCAAAAGAAGACAAUGGCUGAUCACGUGACGUCCAUUAGCCAGACAGCCACAGUGAUGGUCGUGACGUUGCUAGCAUUCGGACUGAGGCCCAGCGCAUGCUUGUGUGAGACAAGGUGUGAGCAGUCCAUACCCUCACUCAACAGGCUGAGGACUUACUGGUCGCGGUCCUUCAAGAGGGUGGGAGAGCAAAGACUUUCUUUUGAACAGUUUUUAUUAUCGUUGGUGCAAGCAUCAGAAAACGGCAACCCCGUGAUGAGAAGACUCCGGUCAUCGAUUCUACGCAUCAUUGGUCGGUAUCAGGACUGCGUGAUGGCUUGUGAGCACCAGUUCAGCAAACGGAGUGGGCGAGCCCAGGUCAACGCCUCCUACUGUACCAAGUAGAACAACAAUCAAGACAACAACUUCCUCGCUCCCUGUCCCAGUAUUGUUCCUCAAGGGUUGCCGACAGAUUGGUCACGUGAUACUAGUAUGGCCAAUCGCCUUUUGUUCAGGCUUCUCAUCGGAAGUUCCGCCAUCUUGGCCGUCGCCGGCAGGGAGGACACUCGUCUGGGAAGCGGGGAAGGAGGGCGUACUCAAGAGGAGAAUAAUAAAUUGACUCUGUUCU